UCGGUCUCAACUUUGGUUUCCUCUGUCGGCCCCAUGAAGAGGCUACAGAAACUCUGUGACCGCCACUCUGAGCAGCUAACUGAGAAUGCCAAAAGUGUCGUCUAGGCUAAACAUUGUCGAUGGGUAACAAAAAGACCAAGGGAUCUUAACACAGAAAGUCACAACCAUGCAGUUCAAACAAAGACGGCACUGAUUUGCGGUGGUUGUUUCUGGACUUCUCCUCCCGGGGCUGGGUCCCGUUAUCGUUGUGAGUCGGCGGACUGCAGGAAACAUAUAUAUCCAUGGAGGACCAGGAAUAUCCCGAGGCGACGCUAGUGACAGAGGCCGGACCGCGGUGGCUCCAAGCCGAGGUGGAGCGUCUUUCUCGGGAGUUGCGCGAAACGACCCACGAAAAGAUCCAAGCGGCUGAAUAUGGGCUGGCGGUGCUGGAGGAGAAACAACAGCUCAAGCAACGGUUCGACGAGCUGGAGACGGAGUACGAGGCGGUCCGGCAGGAGCUCGACCAGCUGAAGGAGGCCUUUGGACAGGCUUACUCUACACACAGGAAGGUGGCAGCAGAUGGGGAAAGCAGGGAAGAGUCACUGAUCCUGGAGUCUGCCAGUAAGGAGGCUCUUUACCAGCAGAAGGUCUUGGAGCUGCAGAAUGAGCUCAGACAGGCCAAAGCCUCCCUCACCAGCAUACAGGCUGAGAAUGACCGCCUGUCCUGCAUUGCCUUGGAGAUGCGAGAGAGUUCAGAGCUGGCGGAGUUGCAGCGCAGUCAGCUGCGUGAUGACAUCCGAGAGUACAAAGUGCGUGAGACUCGCCUGCUGCAGGACUACAGUGAGCUGGAGGAGGAGAACAUCUCCCUUCAGAAACAAGUCUCUGGGCUGAGACAGAGCCAGGUGGAAUUUGAGGGUCUGAAGCAUGAGAUCCGUCGUCUGGAGGAAGACUCGCAGUGCCUACACAGCCAGCUGGAGGAAGCCAUGCGUCUGAGGGAGAUCGCUGAGCGACAGCUGUCCGAGGCCUUAGAAACUAUUAAAACAGAGCGUGAGCAGAAGGCUGCGCUACGCAAGGAGCUCUCCCACUAUAUGAACAUUGGAGACUCUCUUUACCACAGCUCCUUUAACAUAUCCAUUGACAACCUAAAAGUCCAAGAGGAUCCCUCCACAGUCACUGAGCCUGACAACGAUGAUCUAAUCCGCGGCUUCGAGAAUGGCUUGGUGAAGACGGCUGAGAGUGAUGAAGACAACAGAGUGUCGGUGAACAAGAGAGGGGGGGUCAUCAAGCCAGCUCCCAGCCUGGUGGACGACCUGCUGAGUGAGCUCAACAUCUCUGAGAUCCAGAAACUUAAACAGCAGCUUGUACAGGUGGAACGAGAGAAGGCAGCUCUGAUCAGCUCUCUGCAGGAGUCCCAGAAGCAGCUGGAACAGGCCCAUGGAACUCUGUCAGAGCAGCAGGAAACUGUCAGCAGGCUGACCGAGAACCUCAGUGCUAUGAGAAAACUUCAAGCCACCAAGGAGCGCCAGUCUGCCCUCGACAGCGAGAAAGAGAGAGACAGCCGUGAUGAUGGGGAAGGAGACUAUUACGAGCUGGACAUUAAUGGACCUGAGAUCCUGCAGUGUAAAUAUACCGUGGCUGUGUCUGAAGCUGGGGAGCUGAGGCAGGAGCUGAAGACGCUGAGGACACAGUACGAGGAGUGUCGGACCCAGUAUGAGGAGGAGCGAGUACGGCUGGAAAGUGACGUCCAAGAGUUGAGUGCAAAGUUGGCAACCCUAGAGAAGAGCAGCCGAGCAGACAAAGAGGAGGUGGCGCGGCUGGAGAAGGAGCUCCGUCUAGUGAGCGAAGCUGCAGGAGAGUCACUUGGCAGCCUCAACGUGGCCCAGGACGAACUAGUGGCUUUCAGUGAAGAGCUGGCCAAUCUCUACAACCACGUGUGUAUGUGCAACAAUGAGACCCCUAACCGUGUCAUGCUCGACUACUACAAGGAGGGCAAGGCCAGUGUAAGAGGGGUGCAAGAAAGAAAGGAAAAUAACUCAUCUCCCGUACUUCUCACCAAUGGGCUGAUCACUGAGACUGAACCUGGAAAGCCAGAGGCUGGCAUUUCCACCGCUGCCCCAGCUCCAGUCCGAGAGCACCGUCCAGAGCCCAUGAACAUCUAUAACCUGGUGGCCAUCAUCCGUGACCAGAUCCGCCACCUGCAACAGGCAGUGGACCGCACCACAGAGCUGUCUCGCCAGAGGCUCGCCAGUCUGGAGCUGAGCACAGUGGCAGACAAAGACAAGGAGGCUUGCAUGGAAGAGAUUCUCAAACUGAAGUCCUUGCUCAGCACCAAAAGGGAGCAGAUUGCAACUCUCAGAACUGUGCUCAAGGCCAACAAACAGACAGCUGAGGUGGCUCUGGCCAACCUGAAGAGUAAGUAUGACAAUGAGAAGGCAGUGGUGACCGAGACAAUGAUGAAACUCCGCAAUGAGCUCAAGGCCCUGAAAGAGGAUGCAGCCACAUUCUCCUCACUUCGAGCCAUGUUUGCUACAAGAUGUGAUGAGUAUGUGACCCAGCUAGACGACAUGCAGAGACAGUUGACUGCUGCUGAAGAUGAGAAGAAGACCCUGAACUCUCUGCUGCGAAUGGCCAUUCAGCAGAAGCUGGCCUUGACCCAGCGCCUGGAGGAUCUGGAGUUUGACCAUGAGCAGGCUCGCCGCAACAGUAGUGCAGCGGCAGCAGGCAAAGGCAAAAUGAAGGGCAAAGGAGCCUCUGCAAGCCAUCAUGUAAGUCAGAGGCAAACUUGCAGAGCUGUCCCUGAGCCCCAAAGCACCAGGGAAGGCCUGGGGCUCCUCCGUACUGACAAAUACAAGCUUUCCUGUGACUUUUGAAGACUUUCUUUUUCAAAAAAAAAAAAAAAAAAAAGAUAGAUAGAUAUAUACAGUAUAUAUUUCUGUCAUUUGCAUUCCUCAAACUCAGGCUUUGCACACACUCAUCUUCUCUAACACCAACCUUUCUUAUGUUUCUAACAAAGUCAUUUUGUAUUUAACACGAUAGCUGGAAUACAAGUGUUGUCACACAGUGGGGGCUUGUUGUUUGAAGAAUUCAACUAGCCAGUUAGCCAAGCUAGUUGAAUUGUGAGUCCAAAUGUGGGGCUUUGUUCCACAAAUGUUUCCUUUUGUCUGAGAUCCUUUUGAAGUUUCAAACAUACUGCCUACUUAAAGACUUGGAUGUUAAAUCUGACAAAGAAGUGAUUUAGGAAUACAGAUUAAACUAAAGCACUAAAAGUUAUAUACAAAACAAGGGCUCUAAUGCAUCUGAGAAAGAGCAAAGGUAUUAAGGGGUUGUGAAAAUUCUCAGUUACCUAAUAGCUGCAUUCCCUUUUAUUGGCAUAUAUGCCACCAGCCUCCUUUUUUUCUCCAACCACAUGGAUUUAUAUAUCCAUAUGUGUAUACAUUCUGUAGAUUUAAUUUGGGCAUCAAGAUGAAGAUAAAAGAGAAACCUAUAAAGACUAAAAUUACUGUCACCAAUUGCUCAGUUUGUCUUGAAAAGACUGUUCUCAUAACCUGAGGUUGCACACUCCAUAUUCUAAAUUAGUAUUUUAAAGGUUUGCAGUAUUUAAAGAUGGCAAGUAAAAAGGUGGGUAAAGAGUUUAAAUAGAUAGAUGGAUAGAUAGAUAGAUAGAAACUUUAUUAAUCCCCGCAGGGAAACGCAUAACACAAUAAAACUACAUUAAAAACAGACUAUAAAAUGCAGUAAAAUAAAUAAAACACAAUUAAGUAUUUUAUUGUAUUUUAUUUACUGUGUCCCUGAUCACUCAUAACUGAAACCUGCAUGCUACCAUAGCAUACCUGAGUCCUCUGCUUCCUGCAGCCAACAUCAUCAUGCACUAACUUUACUAACCUCAUGGUGCUUCUCCCUAACUUCAUCCCACUAACGCAUUGUUGCAUGAAAAGUGGACAAGUCCCUGAGAAUUUAAUAUGUUCUCUCUUAUCUCUCCAUUUGCAGUAAAUUGCGCAAGCCAAGUCCAUAUGGAGGUCCCUCAGAGUGUCUGUGACAGUUGCCUGUCACCUGCUACUGGUUUCUUCACAUCACAGCUUAAAAACCUGUAACUGAUAAAACAAACAUAACUACAGGUACCUGUUGAGGCCAUGGUUUCAGAUUUCAAAGACACAAUAAUCUCCGGAAUUUCUUAUGGUUCAGCCCAACAGUGUGACUGCAGAAAGUAUGACUCAUGGUGUUGGCUACCCACUGUAAUUCACUCAGUCUCCUGACAAUGUGCACCAUUAUGAUUACUGAGUCAGCAGAAGAGUCAGAUGGGUGUUUGGUCUGAUUACUGUGUCACUGCCUGUGUUACCCUAAACUGAGCACUUUCUGUUUUACUCCUUUGCUUUUAGGUGAUAUCUCUUUGUUUCUUCAGUCAUGUUAUUUAAACUAUUAUGUAAUGUUUGAAUGUAAUGUGCAUGUUUAGCUGUCAGUAUAAUAACAGUAUUUCCGAGUAUUACAUUUGUUUAUUCAUUUUAUUUCACAAAGAUGAGUCGUAGUAUUAAAGGAAUUUGACUAUUCCUCCAUUUAUGUGGUCAGUAAGCAACAGAACUAGAUAAUUUGGGGAUUCCUGUGAGAAAGAUGUGGCAAUUUCUGUUUUAUGUAUA
Molecule: messenger RNA, 4610 nt
Organism: Myripristis murdjan (pinecone soldierfish)
Lineage: Eukaryota; Metazoa; Chordata; Actinopteri; Holocentriformes; Holocentridae
Gene: bicd2b
Product: bicaudal D homolog 2 (Drosophila)
Exons: 7
Coding region: 282-2849 (855 amino acids)
Biological process (GO): regulation of microtubule cytoskeleton organization; microtubule anchoring at microtubule organizing center; protein localization to organelle
Cellular component (GO): cytosol; Golgi apparatus
Molecular function (GO): dynactin binding; dynein complex binding; cytoskeletal adaptor activity
Source: RefSeq, a predicted model, not a curated record